This is a messenger RNA of Cetraspora pellucida, 154 nucleotides long. NCBI's taxonomy places the organism in Eukaryota, Fungi, Glomeromycota, Glomeromycetes, Diversisporales, Gigasporaceae. The record is from the annotation of a GenBank genome assembly.
AAGCCUAUUACAUCACAUUGUAUCCGCUGCAAAUUUAAAUCGGACUUUGGAUCAAAAACCUCGUAAUUUGAGUCCUUUUAUUUCUCAUCGGAAAUAUGGCCCAUUUGACUUGAGUUUGGUUCGAAAUCCAAAAAGUCAAAAUCUUGAACAUUAA